AAUCUUAAGUUAAUCAGUUAAGCUAAUUUAAAAUUACAAGCUAAAAGGAUGACUUCAUAUACAUCGAAGGCAAAUGCAAAGGAAUUAAGAAAGGGGAAGCGGGAAAAUCCUAGACGUCGAUAUUCGUUCCUCGCUUUGAGGAAAGAUGGAUUGCGUCGACGGAGCGAAAGCGCCCAUGCUUUUAUUAAGGAUGACGAGAAAUAUUGGUAUCGCUGUGCUAUGGAAUGUAACAUGGAGGAAAUCAAACGCUUACUUCAAAGGGAUUCUAGUCUCCGUUCAAAAAAGGACAUGGUGAUGGGGUUUACAGCGCUUCACUGGGCCGCCAAAAAAGGGCACAGAGAAAUGGUGGAGUUUCUAGCAAGUACUGGAAUGGACGUCAAUCUCAAAACGACUAAGGCCCUGGUCGACUUAACUAGAGCACUCUUUAAUUUCUUUUUCUUUUUCAUGUGUUGUCAACCAUUCACAAUGAUUAAACGACAAAUAAAGGGGGGGUACACGGCACUACAUUUCGCCGUUAUUCAAGGCCACGAGGAAGUUAUUUCAAUUCUUAUUGAAGAUUAUGGCGCUGAUAUCAAUAUACGGGAUAACAGUGGAAGAAAACCAAGACAUUACUUGAGGGAAGACACGUCACUGUGGAUCCAAAGGAUGCUUGGGAAAGAUUCAAAACCUGCAGUCAAUGUCAGCGAUGAAGAUGGGGCCAUUGCAAAGAGCCUGGAGACUAUUGGUUCAUUAUUACUUCCGAUAACGUCACUUUCGAUGGAUUCCUUGAGUACAUCAUUAGGCUCAGGUCUCGAUAAGAUUGGCUCAGAUAGUGAUCCGCUCACCACGAAUGAUAAUAAUAACGAAAACGACAACACUCCAAUACAGAAAGGGAGAUCAUCAUCUUUCGUGAAGUUUUGCCACAGCUUUAAAGGAAUAACGAAAAAAGACAAAAGUACGAACCUUGAAAUCCCUGACGACGGCACACCGAGGUACUACCGAACUGGACGCGCCAAAUCAGCACCGGAUAUCAAACACGUUAUUGACUGGAAACCAAGGAUCCUUCUCUUGCCACAAUGAUGACGUCAUAGGUUUAACCAUAGACCAGUCUCUAUUACCUCGCACCACCAGACUGGCUAACGCACCUGGGAUUCCACUUGUCAGACAGUUAUUGAACACGAAUUUACAAAGGGUCGGUAAUAAGCCUGAAGCGAGAUGACGUUUUACCCCCGACUCUAUACCAUAAUAGUUUUUAAAAUUCAUUCAUGUUAAAAUUUUUGAUUCCUUAGAGAAUACAGGAAUAGUCAUAAUUAAAGAACAAAAGCAGUGUGAAAAGGAUUAUGGUCUAGAGACGGGGGUAAAACGUCAUCUCGCUUCAGGCUUAUUCACCCUUCUCACGGUAGCGAGCCUGCCCAGUGAACCUGGUUUUCAUGUAUUUCACGUACAUUUCUUUACAAAAAGUCCACAAAAAGAUUUGGACUCAAAAAUUCAUAUCUUCCUCAGUUUGCAUAAGAGCAAUCUCUACGAAACAUAGCAAUUUUAUUAUUAUCAAUGUGAAAAUUUUGAUCGUAAACUCAAUAUCACUGGUUCUCUAGCGGGUGCCUGUGCUUUUUGAUGUGUGUUUUUCUGGUUUCACGCUAAAAGACUGGGUCGAUUUGGCAUUGCAGGGCAUUGUGGGGCUGCCUUAGGACAUAAUUCCAAAAUGGCGUCUAUUUCGUCCCCUAAUAUAGAAAAUCUCAUUAAAGAAUGUAUAUUUUUCUGA
Actinia tenebrosa (Australian red waratah sea anemone) is the source of this 1741-nucleotide messenger RNA. RefSeq lists its product as uncharacterized. NCBI's taxonomy places the organism in Eukaryota, Metazoa, Cnidaria, Anthozoa, Actiniaria, Actiniidae. Gene Ontology annotation, molecular function: protein binding. The record is from RefSeq and is a predicted model, not a curated record.